Messenger RNA from Esox lucius (northern pike), 7211 nucleotides. RefSeq names its product VPS10 domain-containing receptor SorCS1. Gene Ontology annotation, biological process: post-Golgi vesicle-mediated transport. Gene Ontology annotation, cellular component: Golgi apparatus; membrane. Gene Ontology annotation, molecular function: protein binding. Bases 562 to 4416 code for a protein of 1284 amino acids. The transcript has 27 exons. NCBI's taxonomy places the organism in Eukaryota, Metazoa, Chordata, Actinopteri, Esociformes, Esocidae. The record is from RefSeq and is a predicted model, not a curated record.
AAUUAGAUGGAUGUAAGUUUUGGAUACAACAAUUCUCUUUCAUCUUCUGAGGAAUUGAGCAGUUAACUUAUAUGCGUGGUGGAGGUAGGCCUUGAAAAUAUCUCGCGCUGUCUGGGAUUGUGUUCACAAAACUAUAAUCAAUGCUAACAAAAUUACCACACUAUGCAUUGAAGAAUAUCAGCAAUACAUUUAAAAAGAGAGAAUAGGAGCGCUACAAAUCUAGACUACGUUUAAUAAAUGAUAGCAAAUUAUUGACAACGAAAUUAUGAAUAUGUAGUGAUGGAAAAGGAAAAAAAUAACAGACGCAUGAAGAAAUCACCCCCAUCUUUCCGCUGGAUUCUGCCAGCUCCUCCCCUCCCCCCGCGCGCAAGCUUCAUUCGAUCAAAUCCUUCAACUUGGACCACUUCGCCAAAUCGCACUUUUACAACACUGCAAAGCAAUUGGACGCGCUACAACUUGAAGAGUUCUGUUGGCUCGUAAUACCUGCAGUCACAAAGGGGAGAAGAAGGGAGCAAAAAAAGGACUUGUAUCCAGACUGAGCAUCUUUCUCUGCCACCAGCUAUGGAGAGGGGGGUCAGAUUCUGGCACACUAGCGCAUUUUGGUUUCUGCUUUUGAUCGUUCUAUCAUUCUUUCUCGCCGCUAAAUCAGAGAUAACUUGCAGAUCAUGUCAGCCGUGGGAUAAGAGGCUUACUAAGGAAUUACUGUUUAAAACGGACGCUCGAGAAUUAGCAACAGGGUACGGAGGUGAAGUUAUGGGAAAUGGAGAGGGGGCACCUGCACUAGCGAGGUUGAAUUCUGCAAGUGCCGAAACUCGACAGCUUGAUUGCGCAGCUGGGUCCGCUGAAUGCAUCCGGGGGAAAUACGUCUACCCAAGGCGAAAACGGAAUACUGACAUGAUCAUCAAUUUCAAGAAGACACUCGGUCGAGGAUUGCUCUACGGUGGUGGUAGGCGUAGAGAAUUCACCCCGCGCGUCGAGGACAAAGUUUCCAAACUGAAAAUGUACCGCGAUUCAGGCAAGACUGGUGUGGAUAAGGCUAGAACAGAUUUAGUUCCCGCGGUACCACACAAGCAACGAGUUCGUAAGAACAGCUCGGUAGCUAAUGUUUUGGAUGAUAAAGUGAAGUCUUCCGGCUCCCCUCAGAGAAGGGAGACGCUGCCUCUGAGUAACCCGAGAAAGGGCAUCACCUCAUCGGCUGGACGGAGCAGAGUAAAACGGUCCGAAUUGCGAUGGAGCAACGAGGACAGGAGAACGCCUACUUCGAGGCAGGACGAACUCAAACUCACCAGUUCAACCUUCGCAUUGACCGGAGAUUCCGCUCACAACCAAGCCAUGGUGCACUGGUCUGGGCAAAAUAGCAGUGUGAUCCUCAUGCUGACCAAGCUGUUUGACUUCAAUCUGAACAGCGUCACAGAGAGCUCAUUGUGGAGGUCAACCGACUAUGGAACCACCUACCAGAAGCUUAACGAGAAAGUGGGUGCAAAAACCAUCCUCAGCUACCUCUAUGUCAGUCCCAACAAUAAGAGAAAGAUCAUGCUCCUGACCGACCCGGAGGUGGAGAGCGGCCUGCUCAUCAGCUCGGAUGAAGGAGCCACCUAUCAGAAGUACCGCCUCAGCUUCUACAUCCUCAGCCUGCUGUUUCACCCCGAGCAGGAGGACUGGAUCCUCGCUUACAGCCACGACCAGAAGCUGUACAGCUCGGUGGAGUUCGGGCGGAGGUGGCAGCUCGUCCAUGAGAGGGUGGCCCCUAACCGAUUUUACUGGUCGAAAACGGGUUUAGACAAAGAACCGGGCUUAAUUCACCUGGAAACCAGCAUCUCAGAAGGGCAGGCGUUGUACGUCACCUGCAAGCUGCAGAAUUGCACUGACGCCAAUAAGGGCAAGCCGUUCCCAGGCUACAUUGACCCCAAUUCCCUGGUGGUUCAAGACGAGUAUGUAUUUGUCCAGGUGUCUACGGGAGGACGUCCGAUCUAUUAUGUGUCCGCAAAGCGGAAUGUCUUUACGCCCAUGAAGCUACCCAAGUACACCCUGCCGAAGGACCUGCAUGUAAUCAGUACCGACGAGAACCGGGUGGUGGCCGCGGUCCAGGAGUGGAACCAGAAUGACACCUACAACCUGUACGUGUCCGAUACGGGAGGAGUGUUCUACACCCUGGCCCUGGAGAACGUGGUCAGUAGCAUGGGACCUGAAGGCAACGUCAUGAUCGACCUGUACGAGGUGGCCGGCAUAAAGGGGAUGUUCCUGGCCAACAAGAAGAUGGACAACAUGGUUAAGACCUACAUCACUUACAACAGAGGGAGAGACUGGCGGCUCCUGCAAGCUCCUACUGCUGACCUGAGGGGCAACGGCGUCCAUUGUGAACUACCGUACUGUUCCCUUCACCUCCACCUCCACGUGUCGGCCAAUCCCUACACGUCUGGGAAUAUCGAGAGCAAGGACUCCGCGCCGGGGAUCAUAGUUGCCUCAGGCUCCAUUGGAGCGGAGUUGACCACCAGCAACGUGAGCAUGUUCAUCACCUCAGACGCUGGCAACACCUGGAGACAGAUCUUCGAGGAGGAGUACAGUGUUCUGUACCUGGACCAAGGAGGAGCCCUGGUGGCCAUCAGACACACUCCACUCCCCAUCCGACACUUAUGGAUGAGUUUUGACGAGGGCCGGCAGUGGAACAAGUACAGUUUUACCACGUCGCCGCUGUUUGUGGACGGGCUGCUGGGCGAGCCAGGAGAGGAGACUUUAAUCAUGACGAUCUUUGGUCACGUCAGUCACCGGUCCGAGUGGCAAUUGGUCAAAAUAGAUUUCAGGUCCAUCUUCAACAGGAGAUGUACUGAGGGGGACUACCAGACAUGGCACCUACACAACCAGGGCGAGCCGUGCAUCAUGGGAGUGAAGAGAAUCUACAGGAAGUUGAAGCCCAUAGCCAGGUGCGUUAUGGGUAAGACGUACUCGGUCACAAUGACCUCUGCACCUUGCGACUGCACGGAGGCCGACUUUGAAUGUGACUAUGGCUACGAGAGGCGUAGUGACGGAAAGUGCACCCCCGCCUUUUGGUUCCUCCCGUCGUCUAUGUCCAGGAGCUGCACCACCGGGACGACCUUCCUCAACAGCACCGGUUACAGGAAGGUGGUGUCCAAUAACUGCACGGCGGGAGUGAUAGCAGAGUACACAGCCAGGAGACAGCACUGCCCCACCCAGGCCCCCAAAGGCCUCCACCUCGUCACCAGCGAGGGGAAGCUCACCGCCACGCUGGGCACCAACGUCACCUUCCUGGUGUUUCUAGAGGAGGGGGACGGAGCCAGGACGAGCAUCAUGGUGGACUUCGGGGACGGCCACGCGCUGACGUACUCCAACAUCAGCUCCAUCGAGGACGGCAUCCGGCAUGUCUACAAGGCGGUGGGGAUUUACCGUGUCACGGCCACCGGAGAGAACAGCCUGGGCUCUGAGAGCGUGGUGCUCUACCUCCACGUCGCGUGUCAGCUGGAGUACAUCCAUCUCUCGGCUCCCUUUGUGGCGGUGAAGAACAAGGAAGUCAACCUGACUGCUGUGCUGUGGCCCAGCCAAGUAGGAACGGUCACCUACAUCUGGUGGUUUGGAAACAACACUGAGCCGAUAAUCACCCUGGAAGGGAGCGUGGCGUGCACGUUCUCUCGGGAAGGUGUCAACACUGUCACCGUACAGGUGUCCGCUGGGAACGCAAUCCUGCAGGACCGGAAAACCAUCGCCGUCCAUGAAUAUUUUAGGUCGCAUCUCUUAGCCUUCUCAUCCAAUUUGGAUGAUCACAACCCAGAUGUUGCAGAGUGGAGACUGGACGUCAGCAGAGUCAUUAAGAAUGCCAUGGUCCAUGCCUCAGGGGUGCGCCAAGAGCAGCUCCUAGUCACUGUCCUCCCGGGGUUGCCCACGGCAGCAGAGUUCUUCCUCCUGCCCGACAAAGACAUAACGGAAGGGAAGCCUGAGAAGAUCUCGGCUCACCUAGACGAGCUCUCUGAAACACUUCUAAACGCCCUCAACCAAAACCUGGUCCAGUUCACCCUUCGGCCGGGCGUCCAGGUCACGGUGUACACUGCGCAUUUAUCGGCCGCGCCCCUAGUGGACACCAGUGAGAACCACAGCGGCUCUGCCAUGCUAAUGCUGCUGUCGGUAGUGGUUCUGGGUUUGGCGAUAUUUGUCGUCUACAAAUUCAAAAGGAAGAUCCCAGGCCUCAACGUCUAUGCGCAGAUGCAGAACGAAAAAGAACAAGAAAUGAUCCAGAGUCCAGGAAGUCCAGCAGAAAGCACUCUGGUGUCCCCGAACCCUCCGAGGGAGCUGGUGACUUCUCCAAAGCUUCUGGACACGGAGUUGAACACGCGGCCCAUAGGAUGUAUCAAACCUCACGCACAUGUCAAGUUCUCAACUGAGCUCCCAACGUACAUCAACGUUUAAAAACUCUGGACAACUCCGGAAACAGCAAUUCCAUUCUGUCAUGGACUUUUUUAACCAUUCAAGCGGACACAAUGGUUUGAGCUUUAUACCUGUGCAUGUUGGACUUAAUUGACUUUGCUGACACUUAGUGUGCUUUGUGACAACCAGAAGAAUCUGUGUACAGGUUUUUUUAAAUAUAUAAUGUGUCUAUUCAAUAAAAAAAUGUUGAUUAUGUUUAUUUAUACAAAGUCAAGUACAUACUUAACUAGAAAGGGAAAGCCAGCAUGAACUAAAUAAUAAAAAAAUAUUUUAGUUUGCUUUUUUUUAGGUGUCCUACAUCUGUUCGCGAUACUGUGUGUUGCUAACAGCUGUGGUACAUUAUUUACUUUGAAGUAUACAGUAUAAUUGAAAAGGGUCACAUUUAUUUUGUUAAUACAUGAAUGUCUAUGUGAGAUAUUUGUGUAUUUCAAUAACCAAUUACAAACUGGACUGAAACUAUAUCAAUAAUUAAUAUAAUGGUUUUUUUUUCUGUUUACUGUCACAUGUAAUGGCACAAUACACUUUUUUACUGAAAUGUUUUGGUUUUGCUCAUGUGAUAAUUCAAAGACAGAGACACAGGGUUUGGUUGUCUCUCUUGCUUUGGUGAUUUUAUUAAACUCUGUUGUUAAUUUGUUAUUAAUCUCUACGCAACAAGCUAUAUUUAUUUAUUUCCACCUUUUCCCCAGUAUAAUAACUUGUCUGAGGACCGUGUUUCUAGCGUGCUAACAUAGUAGGGAAUUCAUUUCAGAGUUCCAUCUGACAACAAGCAAGGGUACACUUAAUUUCACAAAGGAAAAAUGGGGGGAAUUUAUUUUUUUUGGGGGGGAGGCACCUAAAUUAGUCAACAUUCUCCCUCUAAAACCUUCUCCCUCUAAAUGUUAUCUGGUCCCAAUUUGGAGGUUGCAAUUGUCAAAACUGUUAAAAAAACAACAAAAAAAACAGCUGCUUUAAGAUUACAUAAAGUAAGGGUUUGAGUGUUCGCUGCUUUUAGAACAGUAAUAUGUAAUAGGGAGAGUAGAAAGGGACCGAGCUAGAGUUAUAUUUGGGAAUCUAGUUAAUGCAGCCAGUCAACCUCAAGGCGGGCUAAGGUUGGUGACACAUUUAGGCUAAUGUCCGCCAGUCUCUGUCUCCAUAGCUUAUUAAACCCCUUUUCAAGAGCCAAAGGAAGUAGAGCACGAAUGGUAGGGGAAAUGGGGUACAUGGAUGGUUAACUUGUUUCGAGAAACGGAGUUAGUCGCCAUUGAACCCCCCCCCCCCCACCCCCCGAAGUUUUUCACAUGUGAAAGUUGUCCGAUUUGAUUUUGACUGAUGGUUAUGGAAUUUCAGAAGGCACACAUUCUUGUCUUUACACGGAGACAAGUGUGGAGGGAAAAUGGUGAUAGUUCUAGAAGCUUCCUAUGUAAUCGUUUGCUAUGGCUGCACAGCGAUGCUAAAAUAUACCAAGUGACUUCAACUAUGCAGCAUUUUAGUUACACUAAAUGCGCAAACCGAUACAACCCCCAUAUGCGCACACAUGCAGACACACACCAACCCGCAACCUAGAAUGUAAAUUGAGAAAGAAACUGAAUGUUCAUAGCUAUGACCUUAGAAAAGAGACGUCUUCUUAGAUGAUAGGGACUGGGUAAACAAAUGUAUGGACUGAGAUUAAAUUAAUUGAGAUUGAAGUCAUGUUGUACAAUUGCUAUCUUCCCAUACUAUUUCAUGAGGAAUCUUCUUAAAUAUUGCUGUUUGAAAAAAAACAUACCUUCCACCAGUUUAAACAUGUAUAUUCGCGGCUGCAUGUUUUUACUUUUGAGUAAAAACUGGAAUUCCUCUUCUGUUUAUUUAUUUUGUAUAUUUAAAUUAUUUAUAUAUAUCAACAAGAACUUUGGCUUUUUCUCAGAACAGGACUGCUAUUUAGGUGCUUUCAUUAUAUAUUUUAUGUAUGUGUUGUAGCAAGUUUUUGCAAUUGUUUUAACACAUGGGUAGUAUGACUACUGAAUACUUAAAUCCAUCAGAGCAGCAGGAAACACUAGCAAUAUGACCCUAAAUUGACUCCUGAAUCAUCGCAUUAAGACAUGGGACUUUGUCUCGAACAUAGUCUUUGAAAAACGUUUGGAGCCUGAUGUAAGUGGGGUGUUCUACAUCUAGUUUUGACACAGAGAACACCCCUUAGGCAAUAUUCAGCUGAGAAGGAAUCCACCUCCUCCUGGCUGAAGUUAAGCACCUUCUGCCUUUUAAUUCUUCAGUUUCACAAAAGGAGGCGGACAGGUGGAACUUCCGUGGAUCUCUGCAAGCGAGCGAUAACGAGAGUGAAACUCUGGCCCAGCAUGUUAAGACAUACUGUAACCCAACGUGUGGGCUGGGCUGAAUACUAAUGACAGCUAGAGCUAGAGACGGCCAAGUCUGGUCCUCAAUGUCCUGAGAGUCUGCUUUCAAAAGCAGUCCUAAUAUGGACACCGUAAAGCUAUGUUUCAGAUGUAAUUUUUACCACUGUAGUCACGGAUACGUCGUCCAUAUUAGGAUAACGUCCAGGUGUGUGACGGAAUGCAAGGAAACCAGCAGACACAAAUGCCCCAAGAGGACUGGACUUCUUUCAUCCCUAGGCUAUAGCUUUGUCUUUCCCCCAGAUUUAGCGAGAUUAUUUUUGUAGACAAAGAGAGUUUUAUUACUGUAAAGCUUUUAUAUAAAAAAUACGAAAGUUUAGGUGUAUGAUGUUUUUGUUUUGACCUUAACUGUGCUCUGUGUAAUUGUUUUAUGCAUUUACAAUCAUAUUUAUUAAAUGGAAAGAAAGUCUA